UGACAACAGUGAAAAAUGUCUCUCAAUUUUUCUUGAUUGUAAUAUUAUUUAAUUUUGCUGUCGUUUUUACGCAGAAUUACGAAAAUGGAAACUGAGUCCAUUCCGGACAUUCCAAACGAUAACCCGGAGACAUACUGCCGACUGUGUUUUUCGGGUUUCUACGUGGAACCGGUUUUUCCGUCUGAUACUGAUCCUAAGUUAGCAUUGAUUGAUCUCAUUGCCCGACAUGUAGAUAUUCAUAUUACACCGGAAACUGACUAUCCUUGCUCAGUUUGCCGGAUGUGUCAGAUGACGCUAGAGAGCUUUGCUAAAUAUCGUGAACGUUGUCGUCAGCUGGACCAAGUACUACAGCGUAAGCGAUUAGAAGUGAUGCAGAUGCACGUGAAGGUUGAACAACAGCAGGUGUUGUCACAAAACGCCGUUGGUUUUGAACAGGACACAAUUUACUACCUUAGCGAUACAGAUGAUGGCGAUGUAGAUGGUGAAGAGGAACAGGUUAGACAGCAUGAACCAAGCGAUAAUAUGAUUGAAGCACAAGAUGAGGAGGAUGAACCUAUCGAUGAGGAAAUUGAAGAGGAGCUGAUUAAAGGCGACACACUAAUCAAGCCCGAACCGUACACUGAAGAUGAAUACGGAGAGAAUCAGCCGCAAUUACAUCAGCAACAACAGGAACGACCUGAAAAUUCCCAUGAUGUAGAUGAUGUUGUGGUUUUACUGUCAGAAGAAGAUGAAAAAUCAGUGGAUGGGUCAACACGGGCGAGCAGUGAGGCUCGCAUUGAAGAACAAACACCGGAAGAGCCGACGAAACCUCUACCCUUUGAAGUUACAUCUGACGGUGCCUAUCGAUGUACCAUCUGUCAAAAAGUAUUCCGUUUAAUGAAGGAAAUUAAGGCACACAUUCGCAAAAGUCAUCCUGAAGAAUCACAGAUCUAUUCGUGUCGCUUUUGCCAGAAAAAAUUUUCCGACACUGGGUCGUUGCGUGUGCACACACGUUUCCACACUAUGGAUUUCCCGCAUUCAUGUGAAGAAUGUGGUGCAAAGUUUACUAUGAAAGAUCGUUUAGAUAAACAUGUCGCGCGAUAUCACGACAAGAACUCGCCAAGUUAUACGGAUAAACGGUUCAAGUGCACACUUUGUCCUCGAAUAUUUCUGCAGGAUCAAGCUAGAAAUAUGCAUAUAAUCCACUUUCAUGAUGUGAAACCGGCUGAUGCAUCGGUAGAGCCCAGUUUGCCGGUAGAGCAAGUAUUCUACUGUGAAGUUUGCCAAGAAGCGAUUGAAUCAUGCAGUGGCCAUCUACAAGAUCGGCACCCUCAGGCAGGUGAACCGGGUGCAGAAUCAAAACCUAAAAUUUCGAAGCGAUAUAAAUGUGCUGAUUGUCCCAAGCUUUUCCGCCAUAGAACCGCCUACAGGUCCCAUGUAAUGAUCAACCACGGUACGAUGCCCCACAAAUGUGAUGUAUGUGGAAGUUGCUUCGAGAGAAAGGCAAAACUGACGAAACACAAAGAACGUUGGCAUGGAGAGAAUGCCAAGGGUAAGGUUUUGGAACGAUACAAGUGUGAUCACUGUGAACGAUUUUUUGUUCGCAACCAAGAUCGUUUCAGACAUGAGCAAAUCGUUCAUAACAUCGAGGCACCAGCAAAAUUGCCGACAGUUUGGGAAGGCAGGAAAAGUAAUUUCCCUUGUGCGAAAUGUGAUCGUAAAUUUCCAUCGAUGAAGACGAUGAGAAUACACUUUUCCUUAAAACAUCCGGAAGUUCCUGUUAGAUUCAAGUGUACGGUUUGCUCUAAACUUUUCAAACACAAGACUUCACUGCGAGACCAUAUGGCCAAUCACACCGGUCAGCAACCGUAUGGUUGCGAUCACUGCGAAGAGCGGUUUAUCCGUAAAAAAGAUAUGGAACGACAUCUGGAAGCCGUUCAUGGUACUGAUGGUGACGAAAAUACAUCAGGAAAGCGAGAAAGGUUCGCCUGCAAGUAUUGUCCACGUAAAUUGCUCUCAAAAACCGCUCGUUUUUUGCACGUCAAACAUAAUCAUGCUGAUAAAGAGCCAAUCUCCAAACAAGUUCUUCUGUCGUUGCCCGAUUCUCUGACCUGCUCGCACUGUAAAAAGACAUUCACCAGCCGUAACACGUUGAAGCUUCAUGUCCUUAACCAUCUGGGCAAAUUACCCCAUCAAUGCGAUCAAUGUGAUGCUGGAUUCUACAAGCCGGCAGACCUGCUGAAGCACAAACAACGCUACCAUACCGGUGGCACUUCUUUAAGCUUAGCAAGCCGGUUCAAAUGCGCAUAUUGCCCACGUAUCUUUAUUCGAAAAUCGGCCCGACGCUACCAUCAUACCGUAUUUCAUGGUAUUGAAUCGAAGAAGAACAUAGUCCCAUCUGCCUCUGGAAGCGGUCGAUCCAAAUCCGGUGGCAAACGCAUUAAGACCGAUCCGGACGUGGAACAUCCUUGCGCGCUCUGCUCGUUGGUCUUUGUAACCACCAAUAUGUUACAAACACAUCAUCAACAGCAACAUCCAGAUCAACAAUUCUAUUACAAGUGUCCGCACUGUCCAAAACGAACUGUGCAUCGGAACUCGUACCUAUCACACAUAAAGGUGCAUAUUGGUGGCUUUCGGCACCCUUGUGACGAAUGUAACGCUCAAUUUGAUCGAAAGGUGUCACUGGUCAAUCAUAAGCGUCGUUACCACGGGGAAUCUGGUAAAAGUCAAUUACGAUUCUAUUGCACUUUGUGUAAUCGGGAGUUCGUGCGCAAUCAAGAUCGCGUUCGCCAUCAAAAAACUGUGCAUAAUUAUCAGGUGCAGAGCAGUACAUCGGCUGAUACUACAACUAGUGCAGGACCAUCCAAGAAGGUUGGUAAGAUCAAAAUUAAGUUGGAAAGAUGUAUAGUAGAGAGUAAUCUUCCCGAACAAACGGCCGACGAGCAUAAUCAGUCUAGCGGACUAGAUACAUCAACGGACACCCCCAAGAAAAAAUGUUUCGUCGUGUCUAGCGAUGUGGAAGACUGUGGUGAGGUGGAAGACGACGAUGAUGAUCAACAUGCCGGCGAAGCGAAGGAAAUGAUAGAAGAGGACCCGGUGCCGACCAUAUCGAGCGUAAUUUCCAUUAAACAGGAAACAAUGUCGGCGCGAAAAACGUAUUGCGAUUAUCCGUCAGAAUUUUAGACAGAAAAAGAUAGUUUUGUUGUACAAUUGACGGGUAAGCAACAUUUAUUCAGAUUCUAUUAAUAAAGAAUUGCGAAUUUGAGAAAUUCGAAUAUUUUACACUUUUUUUUAAAUCGAGUGAUAAACACAAGCUA
This is a messenger RNA of Sabethes cyaneus, 3296 nucleotides long. RefSeq names its product zinc finger protein 600-like. The transcript is spliced from 3 exons. Gene Ontology annotation, cellular component: nucleus. NCBI's taxonomy places the organism in Eukaryota, Metazoa, Arthropoda, Insecta, Diptera, Culicidae. Gene Ontology annotation, biological process: regulation of transcription by RNA polymerase II. The record is from RefSeq and is a predicted model, not a curated record. Gene Ontology annotation, molecular function: zinc ion binding; RNA polymerase II transcription regulatory region sequence-specific DNA binding; DNA-binding transcription factor activity, RNA polymerase II-specific. The coding region runs from base 85 to 3162 and encodes 1025 amino acids.